Messenger RNA from Solanum dulcamara, 1496 nucleotides. RefSeq lists its product as uncharacterized. The coding region runs from base 242 to 1246 and encodes 334 amino acids. The record is from RefSeq and is a predicted model, not a curated record. Lineage: Eukaryota; Viridiplantae; Streptophyta; Magnoliopsida; Solanales; Solanaceae. The transcript has 3 exons.
UCGAAAUCUCUUAUACAAAAUUUGGGCAUCUCCUUUCUAUCAACGAGUCAAAGCUCUUCUCCUUUUCCAACAAAUCCUCUCAUUUUUCUCCUUUUUUGGUUCCUCAGAUUCUUUGGGGAAGUUGGUAGGGGGUGAUUUGAGCUAGAAGUCAGACUUGUGGCUAUCUGUUUCUUUGUAAUAAGAUGCACUUCUGGUCAUCAUCAUACCAAAAUGCAGAGAUUUGUUUGUCUCUUACAUCUGGAUGGAUGCCAAGAAGUUUAUGCAGUUGGUCGAGGAGAAAAAGAAGAGAGCUCUUGAGAAGAAAGAAGGCCACUUAAAAUGGGAGCAAAAACUUGAAGCUUCAGCUAAAGUGAAGUCUGAUGCUGAAGCUGGAGAGAAAACCAAGGCAGCUAAGCAUAAAAGGAAAUCUGACUCAGGGUCUGAUAAUGGGAGUGACACUGACAGUGCAUAUGAAAAGAAAAAAUCCACGGGAAAGUCCCAUAAGAAGCACAGGAAGCACCAUAGCUCAGAGUCUGUUGAUUUGGAUAAGAAGGACGAGAAAUCCAAGCGGAAGCCAAAGAGAAGGUCCUCUGAUUCCAGUGAUGAUAGCAGUAGGGAAUAUGAUGAUGAUUCAGAAGAGAGAAGAAGAAGAAAGAAGCGUGGUCACAAGAAGCGUAGGCAUCAUGAUAGAUACUCAGAUUAUAAUUCCUCAAACUCUUCAGAUGAUGAAGACGUGGGAAGAAGACACCAUUCAAAGUAUCACAAACGUCAUCGAAGGUCACACCCAAAUGGAUCAGAGUCUUCCAGUGAUGAUGACCAUGUUGCAGCUAGGAAACGAAGCCACACAAAGCAUCAUAAACGUCACGGAAGGUUGGACUCAGAUGCUUCUGUCUCUUCUAGUGUUGAAGAAAAAGUGAACCGCAGUAAUCACGGAAAACAUAGCAAACGUCAUCAGAGACCCCAGAGUCACGAUUCAAGGUCUUCGGAUUCUGAAUAUUUUAGGCGUGAUAGAAGUAGAUCCCUAGGAAAAUCUUCUGAUGAGAAUGAGGAAUUAGAUAGAAAAGAAAAGCACAGGAAGAAUCAUCAUCGACAUGUUCAUCACCGUCAUCACCAUUCCAACCAUAAGCAUCGCCGCUCAGAUGAAGUGUUGAAGGACAAUCAUCAACGUCAUGACAAAAACGAAAGAAAUGGCGAGCCAGUGGAGCAUACAUCUGAGGUGCUCAAGGAAAGUGAUAACAGUGGUGCUCAUGUGAUUCAAAAUGCUUAGGAUGCUACCCAAUUCAUGUUGUUUUUCCAUUUUGUGGACUCUACAUGGCCAUUGCGAAUUACAGUUGGGCUGUAAUAUCUUUAAUCUGAUCAGCACAUUUGUGCUACUAAUGAUACUGCUGUUGAUUAACAGAAUGACAUAUUGUUGCUAAAAUACUCUUCAUGUUUAGUGAAGUUUUGAUUUGUAAGCUAAUCAAAUCACAUAUUAAUGUGAUAGGUGGAUUAUGACAGGUAAACUUUUGGUUGGUCAA